UACUCAGGUCAGGUGCUGCACAGUAGGCUAUUCAUAAAUGAUCUGUCUGGACAGGGUAGGGCUUAGUAACUUUGUUACUCUAUUUCAACUUCCUAAUGUAGCCUACAUACAUUCAAACCACUCCAAACAACUGCAUAGUAUCACAUGUUCUUGUACAAUUGGUAAAAGUUUGCAUACUGUGCAAUUCAUAUUUUCCACUAGGACUACAGCAUCUGCUAUUUAUUAAAGGUAUGAUUCAGUAUUUUCCUGAACACACAUUUCCACGUUUUCUCACACUCAUAGUGCAAUUUAUACUUAAUAUUAUAGAGGCAUGGACAAUUUUGUGGAAACAUUUUACAACAAAAAGUAGCCUAAGCCUUUUUACUACAAAUGUUGAGCACCGUUCUUAUGUGGCCUCUUACCAAUGUGGGGCAGUUAAACCCUGAGUGGAAGGAUUAAAUAGAAGCACAUGAUGAUUCAACCCGUGAUUUUCACUUGAAACAGACCUCAUGCCACGGACUAAAUUAAUGAAUUUUCCUUUCUGUUCUCCCCUGACACCGUAGCCUACUUCUUUCCAUCGAGUCCAUGAUGGCAUCCCCAAGGCUGGAGACGUUCUGCUGCCCAAACCGAGACGCAUCGACCGAAUUUGUCAUUACUUUUCAGCCCCUCUUCUUUGGCGCCAUUUGCAUCGGUAGCGCAACUUUAAGUUUGAUAUUUUCUAUUUUACAAAUUUUGCCCAAACGUAGGGGUUACGGGCGCCUUGGACAGUACCCUCUUCCCAAACCAGCGUCUUCGUGGAGAAUAUUGUUUAUCAUCAGCAUAUGUGAUAUACUGGGAUGUGCAGGUAUCAUAGUGAGGUCAUCCAUCUGGCUGGGCCUGCCCAACCUUGUCAGGGGGAUCAAUGUGGCCAACAACAGCGACAUGUGGCCAGAGGUGUUCUGUGUCGGCAGUGCAAUGUGGAUCCAGCUGUUCUUCAGUGCAUCCUUCUGGUGGACCUUCUGUUAUGCUGUGGACGUCUUCCUGGUGGUCAGAAGAUCUGCUGGAAUCAGUACCAUCAUCCUCUAUCACAUGAUCACAUGGGGUCUGGCCGUGUUGCUGUGUGUGGAGGGUGUGGCUAUGCUCUACUACACAUCCAUCUCCAGCUGUGAAAAUGGCCUGCAGCAUGCCAUUCCUCACUACAUUACUACCUACGCUCCUCUUAUGCUGGUACUUAUAGUCAACCCUACACUGUUCGCCAGGACUGUGUCUGCAGUGACAGCAUUAUUGAAGGGACAACAAGGGAUCUACACAAAAAAUGAGAGACGCCUGGGAACAGAGAUAAAAAUACGCUUCUUCAAAAUCAUGCUGGUCUUCUUUAUUUGCUGGCUUCCCAACAUCAUCAAUGAGAGCCUGCUGUUUUACCUGGAGAUGCAGACAGACAUAAAAGCCAGUGACCUGAAAAAUAUACGAAACACAGCCCUCAUCACUUGGUUUAUCAUGGGGAUACUGAACCCCAUGUCAGGCUUCCUCAACACGUUGGCCUUCCAUGGCUGGACGGGCUUUGAUGUGGACUGCAGCCUGCAGAGGAGAAGGGAGCUGGCCUGGGAUUCAGCCUCCACCUCGGCGGCUAACAACCUCAUCGUGGGCUCCACCCUGCUCUACCAGAGCCACGCCCAGGAGGCCAAGAACAUGACCGGCAAGAACAUCAAGGGCAAUGGGCAGACAGCCUCUGACGCCAUCAGCGUCCUAUCAGAAGGUUCAGAGUCUAGUACAAUUGAAAUCGACAUUUCCACUGAGCACCAAGACUAUGAGGAUAUAGACGCAGAUGGAGAAUCAUUGGAGAGUUCUGCAAGGCACUAGCUACUGCAUCACCUGCUGCCAGCCUCCACUCUCCAUCUUGUUUUGUCUCUCCCCCACUGAGUUUUAGACCCUGUCCCCAUCCGCUGUUUGAAAACCCUCAACUCAGACACCUCUUUAGAUCCAACAGCAGUGUUAAAAAUGAUCUGUCUACCUGUACCAUUUCAUUUAUUUCGCUCUUAAGAAUUGCCAUUUAAUUACUGCUGUAGCACAGUCAUAGGCUUGAUGUUGUCACAGAACAACAUGACACAUUUGGCCACCAGUCUGCUCCUCUAAUGUCAUGACGAUACAUAACAGGGCCAGUUAAUUUGCCUCAUCACUGGACACCCGCUUAAAUCGCCAUUCGCCAUUAGCCACCAAAAGCAUAUAUAUACAAUAUCUUUUCUGAGAUGUUAUUUAGAGGAAAACAAUUUGUAGUUAGGGUUUUUAUAAUUACAUGUUUUACAUUGCACUUUGAUUCUAUUUUAUACAGUAUUAAACAUCAAGCAAUUGUUGAGGUGGUGUUAUCUUUGACCCAAAUUGAAGCAGGGUGUCACGCCCUGACCUUAGAGAUACUUUUUUAUUCUCUAUUUGGUUAGGUCAGGGUGUGACUUGGGUGGGCAAAUCUGUGUUCUAUUUCUUUGUUGGCCGGGUAUGGUUCCCAAUCAGAGGCCAUCGUUGUCUCUGAUUGGGGAUCAUACUUAGGCAGCCUGUUUUCCACCUGAGUUUGUGGGAUCUUGAUUUUGUUAUUUGCUGUAUAGCCUGCUGAACUUUACGUUCAUUUAUCUUUUGUUGUUUUUUUGGUGUUCAUCAAAAUAAAGAAAGCUGUACGUUUA
Molecule: messenger RNA, 2630 nt
Organism: Oncorhynchus keta (chum salmon)
Lineage: Eukaryota; Metazoa; Chordata; Actinopteri; Salmoniformes; Salmonidae
Product: G-protein coupled receptor 143-like
Exons: 9
Coding region: 565-1818 (417 amino acids)
Biological process (GO): cell surface receptor signaling pathway; melanosome organization; G protein-coupled receptor signaling pathway
Cellular component (GO): plasma membrane; melanosome membrane
Molecular function (GO): L-tyrosine binding; dopamine binding; L-DOPA binding
Source: RefSeq, a predicted model, not a curated record